AUGGGCAAACUCGUUGAUCAUUCCAGAGUAGUCCUCGAGACGUUGAAAGAUGAUCCUCACUCAGACUACUACAAUGCUAAUUACAUACGGGAUGACAAGGGGAAGAAGACAUUUAUUGCUGCCCAAGCCCCCAACACUGCAAGCAUCAAUGAUUUCUGGCGACUCAUUUGGCAGGAGAAUGUAUGUUCGGUUGUCAUGGUUACAAACACCAUGGAGGGAGGCAAGGAUCGCUGCACAGUUUACUGGCCGAAGGAGAUGGGUAAGAGCAAGACGUUUGGUGGGAUUGAGGUCAAGCUGAGAACCAUUGAAGAGUUCUCAGAUCAUGUGCACAGGGUUCUGGAUGUUAAGCAGGUGAGUGGAGGUGAAACGAGGUCCGUCCAUCAGUUCCACUACCAGUCCUGGCCUGAUAUGGGUGUUCCACAGUACCCUACCACACUCAUCAGCUAUACACAGACUGUCAAACAUGUCCAUGAACGGAUCACUGCUAACACCAAGGGCUCCACACCCAUGCUUGUUCACUGCAGUGCUGGUGUUGGGAGGACAGGAACGUUCAUCUCACUCUACUGCAUGCUAGCACAGGUCAUAGAAGAGAGCAGGGUCGACAUCUUUGGUUUCAUUCAGAAGAUGAGAAAAGACAGACCUAAUAUGGUCCAAACUGCUGACCAGUAUAUUCUCAUCCAUACUGCCCUAGUUGAGGCCUACAUGAGUGGUAACACUGAUGUUCCUGUCAGCAGUUUUGAAGCCAAGCUUUCCUCACUCCAAGAGAGGAAUCCACUUACCCAGAAACUCAACAUUGAACAGGAAUUUGAGAUCUUGAACCAGCUCACCCCUCCCGUCGGUCCACAAGCUUUCAAGGCUGCUGGUCUACCUGCCAACAUUGACAAGAACAGAUUCCCGAACGUUCUACCCAUGGAGAAGAACAGACCAUGCCUAGUGACAAAGGGAGAAGCAGGAAGCACAGACUAUAUCAAUGCCUCUUUUCUCAAUACAUUCAUUAAGAAGGAUGUGUUCCUAGCAACCCAGAUGCCCCUCCCUCAUACCACCGGUGAUAUCUGGAGAAUGGUGUAUGACUGGAGAAGUCCUGUCAUUGUCAUGCUAAAUGAACUUGAUCUUCAAGACAAGUCCUGUGCCCAGUACUGGCCCAAUAAAGACUCGGUCCAGUUUGGUCCCCUCAAGGUGUCCAUCAUCUCGGCUGAAACCAUCCGCAGUGACUACGUCAUGAGGAAGUUUGAGAUCAAGGGACCUAAGAAGGGAACUCUGACAGUGAAGCAGUUUCAGUUGAUGGGUUGGGAUGGUAACCAGAAGAGACCCGCCUCCUUAGCUCCCAUCCUCCAUCUGGUUGAUGCUGUUAGUGAGUGUGUAAGGACAUCACAAGUAUCAGGUCCAAUCGUGUUACACUGCAUAAAUGGAAUUGGUAGGAGUGGUGUGUUUGCAGCGAUCUAUUCAGCAGCUGAGAAGAUGAUAACUGACAGCUCUGUCGACAUCUUCCAAUCUGUGAAGAGGUUACGAGCAAACCGUCCCAGCAUGAUUGAGUCAGUGGAUCAAUACAGCAUCUGUUAUGAAGGCAUGGCAGAGUACAUGAAGAAGUUUGAUGAGUAUGCGAACCUAGACAUGUGAAGAGAUUGAUUAUGCUUACAGUAUGUCGUUUCUACCGGGGGGCGUUUCACAAAACUUGUCAUCAGUGACAAUAGACAGUGUUUGUUAUAAACUACUGAAAUCCUUGCUUCCGAUUGGUUAUUAGCAGAUUUGUCACUGAUUUUUGUAAUUUGUCAGUGAAAAAAAGGCUUUGUGAAACUGGUCCCAGGAGUCCAAAUCUGUAACCUGUAAUGUAGACCUUCUCACAUUAUUUGUAAGGUGGUUAGUGCUUGAGUGAUGUCUAUAACUUUACUGGCAAUAUUUACAAUACCAUUUUGCUGCAUGUACAUGAGAUGCUCGUGAAAGAAUAGUUUACCAUAUUUUAGCCCACGUACAAGUUAUUUUUUUACUGGAUUCUAAUCUGACCAUUGCCAUUCUUGAUGUAUUCAUGAUGUGAUACUAUGACUUGCCUGGCAAUUCACUACAUGCUUUUGAUUAUACAAACAGUAAAAGCACUACCGGUAAUUGCACUAAUUAGUGGAUAAUGGUGUUUCUAAAAAAGCGUGUACCUAAAUAUAUACAUGUAGUAUUGUAGACCCAGCAAAAAGUGACUGUGUAUUAAAAUCCAUGAAUAAUGUGGAAUUUAGCAACGCUUGACAGGAUUUUUGAACACGUUGAAAUAUGAAGUAAAAUAUGACUUACAAACAACCAAAUGUUCAAUAAAGAUAAGCCUUCACUUUUUACUAUUUCUGUCUGUUUAUACAUGUUCAUGUAUGUGGUAUCUUAUGUUAUUUAUAAUUACAUGAAAUAAAGAAUCUGUGGUUAUCAUGAAAUAUAUAUGUACUUUAAAGAAAAGAAUUUUUUUUUUUUUUUUUUACUGUACUGGUAAUUCAAAUGCAUGUCUAGCUCAUUCUCAAAUGUUUUAAUGUAAUAACACUCGUUUAUAUGACAUGAAUAGUACCGCUAUCAAAAAGUAACUAUGCAAACAAGUCUUUUAUAUAUUCUUCCCAUUCAAAUUCACUCUUUCAAAGUACAUUAAUAAUUAUAAAAAAAUUAUGGGGAAAAUGCCUUUGCCAAUUUACCUAAAAAGAGGCCUAAACCUACAAAGGACUUCAAAAUAGAACCCUUUUUUAUGACUUAUAUACAUUUUACAAUUUGAUUUAUACAAAUCUUCUUCUUCUAUCGACUCCCCCUCCUUCACUCUUGAAGAGUCUUGGAGAUGCUUCUUUAGACUUAUCCAGUAUAUAUUCGAUUUUCUCCUUUGCUUAAAGAAUAUUUAUCUUGUGUUUAUUACUUAUAUGUUCAAAUAUAGUUAAUAUUACUUUUUUCAUUUAUCAUUGUAUUUUACCUCAUAAGUGUUUUCCCCUAUUAUUGUAAAGAGACUACAGGAGCUUAUUUAAUUCAUAUUUUAGGUUUUCAAAAUACUUCUCAUAGAAUUUGAACAUGCAUCGCAAACUUACAAUAGUUGACUAUUUUGUUAGCAACCCAAAUCAAAGUGCAUGAAAAAAAAGAGAUAAUUUGUUGUUCCAUUUAAGAAAUAAAAGUAGGUAAGUAUUUAGAAUCUUGUUUUAAACAUAACAUUUUGAUUCUUUUUAUUUAACAUCUAACAUUGUUACCACAAUUUUCACAAAGAUUCUAGUAAUGAUUAUUAAAACAUUUUCUUUCUAUUUCUGGGACAAAAUCACAUUCAUGUUGAUUUGUAAACCCAUUUUAUUUUAAAAUUGUAAUAUAGAUUGUUAACCUGCCAUAAGCUUGAACAAGCUUAAUCAAUGAAGUACAUCUUCAUCGAAAUGAAAUAUCACUUUUAUACAUGUGUUGUAUCCUAUGGUACCGUACUUAAUAAUAUAUUUACAUGUACAUCAUACUAUGUAAUAAUGACCCUUAGGGGAAAUGUUUUGUUAGAUAUGUUUGUUUUUAUGUCUUUCCAGAAUUUCUUAUUCUCUUUUACAAUUCUGCUUUCAUUCCUAUAGUUUUAUAUUUUAAUAAUUUUAUGUUUAAUUCGUUAUCAAAUAUUGAUAUUUGAAUGCAGUGGGGACAUUGAUGCAGUAACAAUAUAUUAUGAUAUUUUAUGAAAGUAUAUGUAGUUCUAAGUAUAUUAUGCAGAUUGACGAUUUAUUGAACAUAUCUUAUAUCAGUACUGGUGCUGAGAUGAUUACACAUAUAUGGUUAACCCUAAGAAAAAAUUCUGUUAAUGAUCACAUACAUGCAUAUGAUUUUAGUUUGAUUUUAUGGAUGAAGUAGAAAUAGCUUUAAUUUGUCUUUCAUAGUAAAAAGUGUGAAAGCUGUAAAUAAUAUUUUUUACAUAAUAUGAGAUUUAUUAAAUUAAUUGUUUUAUAUGAAAAUGCACGCUAUGCAUGUAUCAAGAUACCAAUUAGAAUCAUCUUUUUUCCCAUUUGAAGAACAGAUUAUUUUUACAGGGCUCGACCACUAUAUGAGAUCAUAAUUGCCAUUUCUUUCAUCCAGUGAACAUGUAAAAUGGAAUAGCGCAAUAUGCAAUUUGCGGUAUAGAAAUAUCUUAUUAUUAUUAUUAUUAUUAUUAUUAUGAGAAAUUCCUAUGAAUAAUUACAUUCCCGAUUGCUGCUAUUAAAAUGAUUUGUGAAUAAA
This is a messenger RNA of Strongylocentrotus purpuratus (purple sea urchin), 4179 nucleotides long. RefSeq names its product receptor-type tyrosine-protein phosphatase alpha-like. Gene Ontology annotation, biological process: protein dephosphorylation. Bases 1 to 1617 code for a protein of 538 amino acids. NCBI's taxonomy places the organism in Eukaryota, Metazoa, Echinodermata, Echinoidea, Camarodonta, Strongylocentrotidae. Gene Ontology annotation, molecular function: protein tyrosine phosphatase activity. The record is from RefSeq and is a predicted model, not a curated record. The transcript is spliced from 15 exons.